AUGGCCAGAGUCUACAAGCCCGCACCCUACACUGCCCUCAUGUGCGCAUGCGUACAUGGCUUACCUUCGUCUAUUGCCCGCAAGCUUGACCAAUGGAUGAAGGUAUGUCCUAACUGUGCGAUAACGCGGCUAGUACACCAGCUCGAAUUAUUACAACGCAUGAUCGCCAGGCGCGGUGGCAUAUUCAAGCAAAAGGAAACACAUCCAGGGAUCCACUCACUCGCGAGGAAGGAAUGGGUCACGACUAAACUGGAGAUGCAAAACACCAUUGAUCGACUUGAAGACUUGCUCAAGGAUGAGGAAAUGGGAGAAGAUGAUAUAGCAAUGUUGAAAGAAGUGCUGCAAGUAUGGGAGAAGAAAUCGGACGAGCUGAAAGAGGUACCAGGCGUGCCAUAUGCAGACAAGGCAGAAGAGGAAGAACCGACCGAGGAAGAGAAGGAGUUCGCUCGGCUGUUGAUGGUGUGGCUGAAGAUGGUGUUGGAGAAGGAGAUGUCGCAAGAAGAGCUGGAGGAAGCCGCCACAUCAACACCAUCGAAACUGCAUCGGCAAGAUGUACCUAUCCGUCACCAAAAAUCUCUUCUGUCAACUACUCUGCCUGUAACUCCACCACAACAAGGCUCUUACGCCAAAUCCCAGCAGCCAUUGCCAGUAACCACAUCCACAUCGAAUCCGACAUUAGCGAUGCUAUCCGAACCACACCAAGCCAAGUGUACGCCACCGAUUACUCCAAAGACUCCUACUACGCCGCCGUCUGUAAAGACCCAGCAAGAGGUUGCGACGCCUAAAUCCAGUCUCAAGCGCCCGCGCGUCGAUACUCCUGACACUCCACCCAGCUCAAUGAACCAUACAUGUAAACGCGUCCGCAUCGCAGAUCGCGUGACUAUAUCGCCCGAACACCUCAAUGUUGUCAACCUGUCACCCUUCGAACCUCUCGCUCGCACCAAGAUCAGCGUACCUCAUGCCACACACACAGUUGCCGAACAUCGUCGCCGAAGAGGAGAGUUUCAUCGUGGGAGAUACUAUGUUCCCGGUGUAUGGGCAGCCAAAGACUUGGAUAGCCCAAAGGCUGAUACCAGCUUCUUCCGUGUUAACCCCAGGAUGAUGGAAGCAAUUGUUCGAGAAGACCUCCAACAAGCAGAGAGAGAGAUGGGGUUUGUGAAGAAGCUGAAACUUGUUCCUGGCUGUUGGGUGGUGCUUUGGUGGGCGAAGUAUGUGGUUCCGAAACUGGACUUGGAGAAAUUGGUGGAAGAGAUGAGGCAGAUGAAGAAGAAAGAAGAGGCCUAA
Messenger RNA from Pyrenophora tritici-repentis Pt-1C-BFP, 1284 nucleotides. The record is from RefSeq and is a predicted model, not a curated record. Lineage: Eukaryota; Fungi; Ascomycota; Dothideomycetes; Pleosporales; Pleosporaceae.